CCCCCUUUUAUUUACCCGUUUCUUGUUUCAUCUUCAAAAACCCUCUCAAGACCAACACAAUACCCCGCUCACCCUCUUAGCAAUGGCUCAACAGCAAGAAAUCGAAGCCCUCCGCCACUUGGAGCUACGCCUCCUCCGCUGCACGUUGCCGUCCGAUCAUCCCUCACAACCGCCGCCGCCGCCUCUCCUAACGCUUUCUUCGCCAUGUUCCAUCCUGCAUUCCCUCCUCAACGCCGUAGUUUCACUAAUAGAAUCUGGAAAUUAUCUCCAAGCCCUCUCCUCUUCCGCUUCUCAAUCCCUUUUUGCCAACCUCAAGUUCGUUUCACCCGAGUCCGAGUCCGCCAGCCGAUUCUAUUCGGAUUCGCUUCUCGAGUGUGUGGACUCGUUCUUGAAUGUUAAUGGAAGUGAAAAUUUGGAACCGGAAAGUAUGGAAUUGAAGGGUUAUAAAGUGUUGCUGGUGAUGGCUAUUGGUGUUUCAGCUUUACUUGCCUUUAUUCAGUGCAACAUUACUGGGCCAGUGGAGAAGCUGCCUUGGAUGCCACUUAUGGCAUUGUCAACCUGGGAGGGUGAAAUAGGAGAAGGUGAUUCAGUGGAGUGGGAAGCAUGGGCACAUAAGGAGCUAAUGUCUGCCGGUUCCGAAUUGCGUGGAAAAUUUUCUAAUCUGCAGUACAUAAUAUUUGCAAAGACGCUGCUGACGAGAACAAAAGAUUUGUUGUCUGAGGGAAGUAUAACUUCCAUAGGUGGAGUAAGAAGCCUUUCAUGGUGGGUGGCUCGACUUCUGUUCUCACAACAGAAAUUGCUGGAUGGGCGUUCUUCAUUUCUGUUUGAUCUGUUGCAAGUCUUUAUGCGUGAAUGUUUGUGCAAUUUUGGAUCCUUGGUGGAGACAAAAGAUUAUUGGGGCCCUAAUAUGUUGGAUGAAGAUGCUUUGAAUAUUCUAUCAAUGCUUCAUUUGGAGAUGGGGAUUAUGGAACUUUACUAUGGGCGGGUAGAUGCUUCCAGACUUCAUUUUGAAUCAGCUGCCGAGACAUCCAAACUUCAGUUUUUUGUCAGUGGGGCUCUGGGUUUUCGCACUCUGCAUCAGGUGGAGCCCAAGGCACAGCUUCGUCUUGUUGCAGGAACAAAUAGUGGAGAUAGCAGCACGUCACCAAUGCACAAGUUGAACAAUGUUGAUGAUUCAUUGCUUCAGCAGUCUCAUGAAACUUGUGAAGAAUCUGAUGUAUUAAUGACGCCUAGAUUUGUGGCAGAUGAAAGAAAUUCUGAAAGUCAUGAGAAAGAAGUUGAGACCCAUGCCAUUGCUGCCUCCCAACUGAAGGCAGUCCACCAAGCAGUGAUUCUGGCACAUUCUCUUGCUAUUGAGAAAAGUGCUCGCAGUGAUGAAUUGCAAAAGUGGGAGAUGGCUCCAUACAUAGAAGCAAUUGAUUCUCAGCAAUCAUCACCAUAUGCUCUUCGAUAUUUCUGCAACCUAUUACGCAUUCGAUGGGAGUCAACUCGUAGUAGAACAAAGCAGCGUGCACUGUUAAAGAUGGAAAAGCUGGUCCAAGGCAUUGAUGAUCCUUCUCCUGGAGUUGCUCAAAGAGUAUAUUGCUGUUUUGGCGUUAAUAUCCCUACAAUUCCUUCAUCACGGAAGGAAUUUGGCGAUCUUUUAGUGAGUUGUGGCUUGAUAGGGGAAGCUGUUAAAGUCUACGAGGAUCUUGAGCUAUGGGAUAAUCUUAUAUAUUGUUACCAGUUAUUGGACAAGAAAGCGGCUGCAAUCGAACUCAUCAAAAAACGAUUGGCCGAGAAGCCAUUUGACUCAAGGUUAUGGUGCUCACUUGGUGAUGUUACUAAUGAUGAUGCUUGCUAUGAGAAAGCCUUAGAGGUCUCAGGAAGUAAGUCUUCCCGAGCGCUGCGGUCUCUUGCUCGCAGUGCAUACAACAGAAAUGACUAUGAAAAAUCAAGAGUUUUAUGGGAGUCUGCAAUGGCUUUAAACUCCUUGUAUCCAGAUGGCUGGUUUGCACUUGGUGCUGCUUCCUUAAAGUCGAGGGAAGUUGACAAGGCAUUGGAUGCUUUCACACGUGCUGUCCAACUUGAUCCUGAGAAUGGAGAGGCUUGGAAUAAUAUUGCAUGUUUGCAUAUGAUUAAAAAAAAAAGUAAGGAGUCUUCCAUUGCAUUUAAGGAAGCAUUGAAAUUGAAGCGAGACAGUUGGCAAAUGUGGGAAAAUUACAGCAAUGUUGCUGCAGAUAUUGGAAAUUUUACCCUUGCACUAGAAGCUGUAAAAAGGGUGCUAGAUAUUACUAAGAAGAAAAGAAUUGAUACGGAGUUAUUAGAGAGAAUUAUGAUGGAGGUUGAAAGGCGAGCUUCAACUAGUGUUUCUCAGUCUCCUGUGACCGUCAGCAAUAGCAAUCAUGCUGACCUUGAUAAUCUUCACGCUAAUGGGAAUUGUGUUAAUGAAUCAACAAGCGUGGAAGCAGACUCAAUGAGAACGCGGGAAACCGAGCACGUGAUUCAAUUACUUGGGGAAAUCUUAAAACAGAUUGUUCAAGGUGGUGGUGCUGAAGCGUGGGGAUUAUACGCAAGGUGGCACAAACUGAGGGGGGAUCUUGCAAUGUGUUCUGAGGCCCUUCUUAAGCAGGUUAGAUCGUACCAGGGAUCUGAUUUGUGGAAGGAUCGGGACCGGUUUGUGAAGUUUGCAUAUGCUUCCUUGGAACUCUGCAAGGUGUAUCAAGAACUUUCUUUGCGCAACUCUAGUCGUCGAGAAUUGUUCGCUGCAGAAAUGCAUCUGAAAAACACAAUUAAACAGGCUGAGAGUUUUUCUGACACCGAGGUAUUUGGACUUCUUGUGGGUUGUCUUGAGCAGGUACAAGAGGCAUUGGGCGCUAUGUCAGUGCCUUGUGCAUGAAAUUGAGUUAAGCCCCUUUUACGGGGAUUUUACCUGGAAAAAUACCAGUGAGACAGGUGGCACCUGUGCAUUGACUGGGAUAAAACUAUUUUUUGUCCAAGAUCUAAUGUAUGCACGCCACAUGUUUCCUUGUAAUGCCGCCUGCCAAUUCUCCUAGCAGGAUUGGCAUGAAGUUUCCACUCAGUUUUUCUACUGCUAUGCUAUCCACUCUUUCAUUACAUGCAGUUCCUAGCAAUAAUGAGCUACAAUUUCCGUCAGAAACAGGAACUCCAGCUAUUGGCUUGUGGUGAGCCAGGUAUGCAGUAGAUUUAAAAUUAUGUACUUUACACAAGCUAUUCAAUCAAACAAUUGAAAACACAAAUGCUAGUUGUUAUGUUAAUUUCAUUUAUAUCUGAUCCACAUGGUUAAGUGAAUAGUUUUAUAUUCACUUUUCUUGUAUUCGCUAAUGAUUCUAUAUCACCAGUACUAUUGCAAUAAUUAUUUCCAUACAUUACA
Molecule: messenger RNA, 3373 nt
Organism: Olea europaea var. sylvestris
Lineage: Eukaryota; Viridiplantae; Streptophyta; Magnoliopsida; Lamiales; Oleaceae
Product: tetratricopeptide repeat protein 27 homolog
Exons: 9
Coding region: 83-2878 (931 amino acids)
Molecular function (GO): protein binding
Source: RefSeq, a predicted model, not a curated record